Molecule: messenger RNA, 1683 nt
Organism: Thalassophryne amazonica
Lineage: Eukaryota; Metazoa; Chordata; Actinopteri; Batrachoidiformes; Batrachoididae
Product: carboxypeptidase N subunit 2
Exons: 2
Coding region: 47-1612 (521 amino acids)
Molecular function (GO): protein binding
Source: RefSeq, a predicted model, not a curated record
CCACACACAGUGCUGUGUGACCGGUGCUGCAACACGGAGUGGAAAAAUGGGUAAAGAGUUGGGCCUCAGCUUGUGCCUGAUGCUGCUUUUCUGUUACAAGGGCAACACAGAGACAGAAAAUCUUUGUCCUGCUGCAUGCCAGUGUUUCAUGUCCACACAGGUACUGUGUGCUGAUGAACGAAUGGCAUCUUUACCCCAGAGCAUCUCCAGGCAAGUCAAGGACUUUAUUGUUAUGACGACAGCCGUGUCAUACGUGUUCCCCAACAACCUACUAGGCAGCCCCCAACUCACCAGGCUCAUCUUCUUUAACAAUGCUCUACGAAGCAUUCAUUCUCAAGCCUUUGAGAAUCUAACUGAGUUGGAGGAGUUGGAGAUCAGCGGGAACCCUCGGCUUGAGCAUUUGUUCCUGGGAACCUUUUCAAAGCUGGGCAACCUGACGAAACUGUUGCUCAACUACAACAGGUUCAAGACCGUGCUCCCAGGCAUGUUUGACUCUCUUCAAAGUCUAAGGAGUCUGCAGCUGAAGGGCAACAACAUCUCACAUCUGCCCACAUUUCUUUUUGUGAAGCUCCAUAAUCUGAAUCUUCUAGAUUUAUCCCUGAAUAGCCUUGAAGAAGUGACCAAACAGACAUUUUUUGGUCUGGAUAGUCUGAACAGUCUGAAAAUUAACAACAACCUCUUACGCAGUCUUUCAUUUGAUACGUUCUAUGGUGUUUCUCACUUGACAGAGCUUAGCUUGGAGGGAAACAAAAUAGCAGAACUCCCUGACAACAUCUUCUCAGGUUUAAGCAAAUUAAAGGAGUUGAACCUCCGAAGAAACGUACUCACCACUUUUGGCGAUAAGGUGUUUGGAAUCGAGGCCUCAAAUUUGAAGGAACUCAACCUGAAAGGCAACAGACUGGUUGAACUCUCCUCGAUCAGCAGUUUGACUUCUCUAACUGACCUCAUCUUGUCCUCCAAUCAGCUCUCGACACUUCCUGAUGACAUUUUCAGAAAUGUUACAGCUUUGGAGAACCUGGACCUCUCUGAAAACCGGCUCACCUUGCUGCCCGAAACCAUCUUCAACAGUCUUUUCAGCAUUAGGGCCAUUGACCUCCACAAGAACAAUCUACAUGUGCUUGAUGCCCAACUGUUUAAGGACCAGCAACUGAUUCAGCAGCUCUACAUGUCAGAGAACCAGCUGCAAACUCUCCCAUUGGGCCUGUUUGAUCACUUUGGCCUCCAGCACAUGGUGAGACUGCACGGAAACCCCUGGAAAUGUGACUGCAACAUGUGGUACGUUCAUGACUGGGUGCUUAAAAACAGCCAAGAUGUAGAAAUGCUUGAUCGAAUGCUCUGUGAGAGCCCUGAUCUUUUGAAAAGACAUGCUGUUGUAUCUGUUGGUAAAGACCAGCUGGUGUGCCAAACAUCUAAACAUGAGACUCAUGAUUUGGGCAGUUGUAUCCUCAGUGCUUCAAAUGACACCAUGACCGUCAAGUGUCAAGUGCAGAAAUGUUCUCCACUGAUGGUGAGGGUACAAUUUCUGCAGGAUGAUGGAACUUUAAAUGAGCAUGUUUUGAAAAUGGAGUGGCCUGAACAUUUGCAGUGUAGCAAUAUGACAAAUCCAUUUUAGCAUUGUUCAACUGUCAUUCCGUUUGUAAAUCUCCUUGUGAGUCACACUAUGUUUGCAAAUAUACAAUGCUG